AUGGAUGAAGAAAUGCUAGAGGCUGCUGUCCAAUUUGUGGACGAACUUGUUGAACUUGGGGUACUCCGAAGCAUCGAUGAAGGGCUGACCGUCCUCACCAAUGCCCCUCUAUUUGUGGUCGGGAAGGAUGGCCAGCCGGGACAAUGGCGGGUAAUUGCCGACAUGCUACGGGGUGGUCAGAACGAUUGUGUUGGGCAGGACCCUGUCUUCAUGCCCAGGAUUGCUCACAUUGUGGACCAAAUGUACACUGAAGGAUACUCAGCAGUGGUCGACCUGUCCAAGUUCUUUUAUGACCGACCGUACCUUGGUCUCCUACAUCCUAAGACCGCGGAGCUACUGACCUACUAUGGGCUAGCUAUGGGAGCCGGCAACAGUCCAGCCAUUGCCUGCCGAAUCGGUCUCGCCUUUGUACGACU
Messenger RNA from Cylindrotheca closterium, 416 nucleotides. The record is from the annotation of a GenBank genome assembly. Lineage: Eukaryota; Bacillariophyta; Bacillariophyceae; Bacillariales; Bacillariaceae.